Molecule: messenger RNA, 2010 nt
Organism: Ectocarpus siliculosus
Lineage: Eukaryota; Phaeophyceae; Ectocarpales; Ectocarpaceae
Source: the annotation of a GenBank genome assembly
AUGCUGUCACUGCCGCUAUCGACACGCUGCGUCCGGCCUUGGGCCGCUGCGACCCAGAAGCUGCCGAAGGUAACCAAGAGCACAACUUCACACAUGAGCUCCGCGGGAUCCGAAACAACACGCGCAGCAGCUGCGACUAGAGAUGCUCCGGCGAAGGUUGGGGUAUACGCGGGUGGGAAAGAGAUGCCCUUCACGUCGAUCCUUCGAAUCGAGGAUCCCGACAAACUCCCGGUUUGGCCGGUGUUUCGUGUUCUGGACGACGACGGCAGCGUGCGCGCCGAUGCGGUAGAACCGAAACUCGGCAAGGAAACGGCGUUGAAGAUGUACGGCAACAUGGUCCGCCUGGAAGCUAUGGAUGACAUAUUCUACAACGCGCAGAGACAAGGCCGGAUCUCGUUUUACCUGCAGUCGGCCGGCGAAGAGGCCCUUCAGAUGGGCGGAGCGGCGGCGUUGGACAUGAAUGACAUGGCUUUCACGCAAUACCGGGAGCCGGGCCUCCUAAUGUGGCGGGACUUCGGCGUUCAGAGCUUUGCGGACCAGUGCUUGAGCAACAUCAGCGACCUCGGCAAAGGUCGCCAGAUGCCAGUCCACUAUGGCUCGAAAGAGUUGCACUACCAGACAGUCUCGUCGCCGCUAGGAACCCAGAUUCCUCAAGCGGUGGGCGCGGGUUAUGCCUUGAAGCUGUCUGGCAAGGACAACAUCGCGGUCUGCUACUUUGGUGACGGGGCGGCCAGCGAGGGAGACUUUCACGCGGCGCUUGCCCUGGCGGCCACGAGGGACGUGCCCGUGCUCUUUGUUUGCCGAAACAACGGUUAUGCCAUCAGCACUUCAGUUGCAGACCAAUACCGAGGUGAUGGCAUCGUCUCUCGCGCCCCGGGCUAUGGUAUGCACGCCGUAAGGGUCGACGGCAACGACGCUCUGGCGAUGUUUGCCGCAACGGCCGAGGCUCGGAGGGUUUGCCUGUCACAGAAGAAGCCGGUCUUGAUGGAGGCCAUGACCUACCGCCUGGGGCAUCAUUCGACAUCGGACGACUGGAGCCGCUAUCGGAGCUCGAACGAGGUGAAGCAAUGGAAGGCGAACCAUCAUCCGAUUCGACGGUUUUAUUCGUACUUGGAGGGUAAGGGCUGGUGGGAUUCCGCCAAAGACCGAGUCCUGAGGGACAGGGAAAGGCGGUCGGUGCUAAUUGCGCUCGAAACGGCCGAACGCAAGGCCAAACCAAGCUUGGGCAGCAUGUUCGAGGACGUCUACGAGGUGGUGCCCCCACACUUGCAGGAACAAAAGCAUCAGCUAUACGCCCAUCUCGAAAGGAACGCGGGCCGGUACGACGGGGCGGGUGGCUGAAAGCUCCCUUGACGUGUAGUCGAUAUCUACGAAGGGAGGUUAGGGUUCUUCGAAGCCGUUGAAGGCUCUCACAUGUCCCACGAUUCAUCGAUGUUUGGUGAUGCUGACAGCGUGUAACGCUAGACAUUGGUAGAUCGUUGAUGUGCUAGAUCUAACGGUUUGUUUGUCGAAGUUUCAUGAGGAGGUGAUGAACUUGUCGAGUGGGUAUGGCACCGCAUGCACAGACUACCAGCAUGCUGUACCUGUGGGGUCGUCCACGUUAGAAUGUGCACGGCUGUACCAUACCAGGUAUAAACUAGUUCAGGCAUAAAGUUGCCCACAUUGACGCCAAUUAGGCGCGGCGGGCACCGGUGGUGUAAAUAUCAAACGACAAAGCCAGAAAAGCGGCAUUUUAUUCACGAAAUCUGGACGAUCGUAGGCAUAGGAGUCCGAAAAAAUGUAAGAAUAUGCUGACCUGUCGAAUAACAGGACGCAUCCGGUUUCCUGCUUCUUUCUCCUUUGUAUCUCUCUCCUAUUCAGUUUCCGGCGUGGUUCGAUCGUGUCCCUGUUAGUUUUUGUUCUGUGUGCUCUAUGCUGUUACCGCGUUUGAGGUGUUGUUUCUGGGUUCGUUUUUAUUUCGCGUACUACAUACGUACACGAUACACGGUUUUCAAUGUGAUUUUCCGCGGU